AUGGGGUCUGUACUCUUCAAUAUUACCGAAAUUGAUGAAAUUGCAGAGCAAAGACAGCUUCAACAGUUUCACAAGCAAGCUUCAAAAAUGAUCGAGAAAAUUGAGAAGUUGAUUAAUGUCUUACAGGCUGUCAAUGGAGAGAUUUUCUUGGCUAUUAAUGGUUACAAUCCAUCAUUUCUGGAGUUCCAAAAUAAGAUAAUUAAUAGAAUGGCAAAUAAUGAAAAUUAA
Messenger RNA from Meloidogyne enterolobii, 228 nucleotides. NCBI's taxonomy places the organism in Eukaryota, Metazoa, Nematoda, Chromadorea, Rhabditida, Meloidogynidae. The record is from the annotation of a GenBank genome assembly.